AUGUCAUGCCGCUGGCUAAUUCAUGUGAAUCGUCGGCUUGCUAGUUUUGGUGAUUUGGUCACAAACUAUGGAGGCUGUGUAUUUUUGGUUUUCAUGUUGAUGUCUGUUUUUUACGUCGGAUUGAAGCUAUCAUGUUACGAGACACAGCAGCACGACCAUUGCAAUCUUGUCAGUAAAUUUGGAGUGCUGAUUAUUAUAGAAAUAUUAGUCAACCUAGUGCUAUUCCAAUAUUACUCACGUCAUAACUGCGUAUCUCACUGGCAACGGCAAGCAUGUGUAGCUGGUUUGUGCAGAAAUGCAAUAAACAUAGACGAACUAGUAUGGUUAGAAGAGGAUGAGGAGGACAUUGAUCCAGCGUAUUUCUCACGAUUUUGCAGUGUAUGCAAUCGCGAUGCUCCAAUUCGAAGCCACCACUGCCCUAUUUGUAAAAUUUGUGUUCUUCGGAAAGAUCAUCAUUGCUUUAUUACUGGCGCUUGCGUUGGACUCGGAAAUCAACGCUAUUUCAUCACUUUCCUUUUUUGGUGCUGUGUAGGACUCAUAGUCGGUGCCCGGUACACUUCAGCAUAUUUAUAUCAAACCUCAUCCGAAGGCUUCCCAUUAGGGUUCAUGUAUUGUGUUGGUCCAGUUGCCGUGAUACGAUGGAUCAUGGGUUAUACAACUUUUCUACAUGCCUUUGUGUGUACAGUAUUUUCCUUCAUGCUUGCUAGUAUAGUAGCAGCUGGAGCAUUUUUUGGAAUGCAGAUUUAUUACACGAGCUAUGGUUACACAAUGUAUGAGUAUCAUAGCAGUGUAAGGGACGCGUUCGACGGUGAUGGUGCAACCCUUGGUGAGAGGUUUCGUCUGAUUUUUGGACGGUACUGGUUAGUAAAUUUCUUGUUUCCACUCUGCUGGAAUCCUCAGCUCCUCACCACUGAAAUUGCGACGAACCUUUUUCGUGUAAGAAGUAAACAGCUUUAG
Messenger RNA from Ostertagia ostertagi, 957 nucleotides. Lineage: Eukaryota; Metazoa; Nematoda; Chromadorea; Rhabditida; Trichostrongylidae. The record is from the annotation of a GenBank genome assembly.